UUCAAUUUUUUAACACAUUCAAAAUCCCGCUCAUCAAAUAUGGCAGAAAAUUCAGGCGCCCUGAAACUUGAAGAAUUGCGUACAGCAGCGAGAAUAAGUAACAUUUAUCACGAUAAUAUUCGUGAAUUCCACAGAGACACGAGUUUUUCUACCGUUAUUCAUGCUAUACUGCACGCAUCAGAAUUCCUAAGCAUUUUAGCUGUUGAAUUAUUUCACCACAUCCAUCACAGCGUCAACAGAAUACUUAGAGAAGAAAAUCCGGAUAUUCCAUUCCUCCCAGAGGAGCGUAAUCUCGUAUUUUUCGGACUUCCCGUGAGCAUGACAAUUAGUUUACUCCUCUCCAUCAUGUGGAUCUUCUUCCGUACGUGGAAGUGGAAGCACCAUAUAGCGACUUGCGGGUGCAUUUUUGGGGGCAUACUGAUGCUGUUGAGUGGCAUAUUUUCUAUGAGACAUGCAGAAAUUCAUAUUAAUAUCGCGGAAGUAUCCGACGAAGAACUCAUCCGUCAUCCUAUAUUUAUUCACAAUUUCGUUAUUUGUAUUUUAUCGAUAUUUGCACUCAUGCUUUUCUUGAUCCACUUUUGGAUUCUUUACGACUGUUUACAAUGGGAGAGAAAACAUGGAGAACACAUCAGCAGGAGUUCCACUGAAAUCAGUGAUGAACCAAGCUCGAGCAAUCAUGAAAAAAGUACGACGGAGGAUCGAUUAACACCGAUUCCUACGUGGGAUGGAUUUUAUUAUAAGACUCCAACUGCAGUAAUCAAAAACGUUCAAGAAGAGCCAAUAUUCCUCUACUGCUGCUGUGUGGACCUCUGGUAUUAUUUAAAACACGAUAACAGCAAACAUCGACCAACACACGAAUUCCAAGUGGUUCACGUCUCGUGAUUACUGUCAAAAGACAAUUAA
This is a messenger RNA of Fopius arisanus, 903 nucleotides long. RefSeq lists its product as uncharacterized. The transcript has 5 exons. The coding region runs from base 40 to 882 and encodes 280 amino acids. The record is from RefSeq and is a predicted model, not a curated record. NCBI's taxonomy places the organism in Eukaryota, Metazoa, Arthropoda, Insecta, Hymenoptera, Braconidae.